This is a messenger RNA of Spirometra erinaceieuropaei, 21108 nucleotides long. The record is from the annotation of a GenBank genome assembly. NCBI's taxonomy places the organism in Eukaryota, Metazoa, Platyhelminthes, Cestoda, Diphyllobothriidea, Diphyllobothriidae.
AUGCCGCCGCUUCGGGGUGAGGCAGUUCAAGUAGUUAAGGUUAAUGAGGAAGGUGGAGAGAACAUCUUAGAAUUAGAUGAAAAGGCGCUUAAGCGCAUACUCUGCAAGCCUGAGGUGCAGCACAAGAAGGUCGUGGUCGUGUCAGUCGCCGGGGCGUUUAGAAAGGGAAAAUCCUUUUUACUUGACUUUUUCUUGCGAUACAUGGCAUCGAACAGCGCUGAGAAUUGGCUCGGAGACCCGAAUGCCCCGCUCGUUGGAUUCCACUGGCGUGGAGGGGCGGAUAGAGAUACUUCAGGCAUUCUUAUGUGGAGUGAACCGUUCCUUGUGAAGUUACCGACGGACGAAGAAGUGGCCGUCCUCUUUAUGGAUACACAGGUACCAGCAAAGUUUCCUUUCGAUCUGUGCUGUAGGGCUCCUUUGAUUCUAGGAGUACAGUGAAACAGUGCGCAACCAUUUUUGCCCUGAGCACUAUGCUAAGUAGCAAACAAGUGUACAAUAUUCAUGGAAAUUUGCAAGAGGACAAUCUGCAGCACCUUCAGUUCUUCACAGAAUAUGGCCGCAUCGCCCUGGAGUCCGGAUCUAGCGAAACUCCCUUCCAGGUAAUUUCGAAGUGUCUCCUGCUGACUUCCAAGUUGUUGGCCACUUAUGCGUGGGCAACUUGUUUCACGGGUGUCGUAACGUCAGCGGAAUUGGCAUCCUAGGGGUCUCACACAUGACCUUUUAACUCAUUAGCGGAUCAUGCGCUUGUCUGUAUAUUGUUUCAGACUCAAGCUGCUGGGGAGGCAUGGCCUGCUAAACAGUUCUAGUGCUACCGCAACCUCUUCCAUCUUUGUAGUAAACCUGCAUUCCCUCGAAUCGUCGGUUUCUGAUCGAAUUACCAACCGACUGUUGGUAACACAUUAUCGCCAAACGUUAGAGCCUGAUUCAUCUGGAGAUUGUGAAUUUAGUCUGGGUAUGUGGCCGGGGAUUGUAUUUCAGUAAAGGGACCAUCUAUAGGCUAAAAGUGAUGCCUGAAUUACCCCGCCCUUGAUAGCCCGCCACUAUUGAUAUCAGGUUGAGGUGAAAUCAAAUUUCUUUGACCUACCGCAAUCAACCCGCGUCGUCAUCCUCCAAAAUAUACGACUCCCUAAAAUAUCUAGUUCGGAAAAUUGUGACCCUCAGUUAUGCCGUCUUGGUUGCUCCCAUUCCAAAUCAUUACCAUAUUUUUUAAAACAUACACAAAACACUGUUUUUUAACCUCACACUGAUCUUUUUCCUCGCUUUGGGUAAAGUGGACAUUUCCGUAUGAGUCACAUCACAUAUUUUCCUCUAAGUGCCCAAGCUUUCUCUUCGUCUAACCUAGAACUGUGUAAAAGAAUGCUGCAUAGUUUGUGAUAUCGCUACUGUCAAACAUCUCGCUCUGUACGAGACCUAUCGUUCGCCUUGUAAAUUAUUGGCAUAGUUCUCUGCAUGUUCCUCCACCAAACUAAGGGAAAAAAUAGAAUUACGUAUGUACCACGCCCAUAUGAUGACUUUGUAAACCUAAAAUUCCUCUCCUUACUUUGAGUACACUUCCAAACCGUCCCUUGAACACGCGUAUUCAAUAAGCUCUGCAAAAUUUGCACAACCUGAAUUGUUUAAUAACGGGAAACAAUUUAUAUGGCGGUAAAAUACCGCGAUACAAAGCACCUACAACUAUAAAACAGGUCCCUACUUAGGACGGGAAAAAUCAUUCCAUUGGCCCCUCGAAUUUGCGUUGGUGUUCGACAGCUCAUGCUGUAAGGCGUGACCAUCAUCCCCUAUCACCUGUUCUUCUAGCUGUGCAAGUUUCACCUUCGUACAGUCUCGAAUGAGGAAUGUUUAUAAUCCUUUGGUCAAUCAAAACUUAUGCAACUCAACAUUUAUUAGUCAUAUUUGAAAAGUGUAUCAGAAAUAUGUAGAAGUAACAAGCAGGCCAAUUUGAAACAAAUUGACUACGUUUCCUAAUAAUAUAAUUAUGGCAAAAGAUCAGAUCGUGCCAUUUCGGUAGACGAAACACCGAUUUUUCUCACUGAUUUCUUUUCCCUACAGCACUUGGAAUUCCUAAUCCGGGAUUGGAGUUACCCCUACGACUAUCCUUUCGGCAGCGUCGGUGGCAUGGGUCUUUUAAAUAAGCGACUAGAGGUACUCCGUGUUCUUUGCCCUUGGUAUUAUUCUUAUUUAUCCUGCCAUCUUGUUAUUGUACCGUCUUGUGUUAUAUCUUCGGUUAUUGUGGUCGAUUACAAUAUUUGGUUUACUUUCGGGACCACGAACAUACGGUGCUUAUGAGACGCCAUCUGUCUAAAAUGCUUUCAAGAUGUAACAGAACUUGGGUAGGUUACUAUUUGCUGAUUCAAUUUCCGGUAAAAUUACUCGAAGUUGUUACCUAGAUUUAUAAUGCAUUAGACAAAGUAUAUAGGCGACACUAAACAAUAUUUCACAGGAAAGCGAGCACACCAAACCAGCCUCAUAGGGCGUUCUACGUUAAGCCUAGAACCUAGAAUAAGGGUGACCACCCUAGGUGCUUUGUUAUGAAGACAGGGAACGUAAUUUAGGUUAUGGUAGUCCUGUGAGGGGAAAUCAGAGCAAAAUGCAGUACCGGUGUCACAAGGACCACAAAUUGAGACAGUCUCGGUUGUCGCGCUGAGAAGUUCUUUUUAUAAGAAUCGCAAUACCCCAGACAAGCUUUUUGUUCGCGAGAAGUGCCUUGAUACUUGUUAAUCUUAUUCGAUACUGGCUCAUCAUUUUAGGCGGUGCUUCCGAAGGUUUGAUUAACACAUAGCAGCCACUUUCUUUAUCUCGCAUUGAGUCAGGACUUACCAUUUCGCACUAAAAUACGUCCGCCAAGAUGGAGAAGCUCACCAAAUCGGCUUGGAAUUAGCAAACUUGCAGACGGGCUCUUACUCAUACAAAACUUAUGUGCCAAAAAUAACAUUUUUUACGGAAAAAAUUUAACUAAAGAUCUUUUCGAUUUUGUGUCCGUUGGCUUUUCUGAUCAAGAUGUCGUGACGGAGCUGUAUUUCUACCGGAGUUUAUCGAUGUCUAUUAGAAAGGGACUUUGAAUGUGUGAUACAAAAACCUGACUUGGAAACACGUGAACUUGCAACCAGGCAAUAUCAACGUUUUCGUGACGCUAUCUAACAAUAACAGUUCUCUAGACAUUGUCGCAUAAAUAAAAACACUGCCUCACGCCUUAGUCUGCACUGUAAACAGAAAUUCCUCCCGUCUCUUAAAGUAUUGAUUUCUACCAGCCUGACAAGUUCCACCUACUUUUUAUCGACAGACGCCCCGAGCUCCCAUCAUUUGCCUGUUUGGAGUUUUCCAUGUUUCGUGCUAGACUCUUCUGUGCAAAUCGUCCAUCCCGAUAACUAAUUGGAUGACUGUAGUCUGCAUGUAGUGAAACUCGCAUAGCCACCAAACUGCCACCACAUUUACACCGGUCGGGCUACCCGAUUGCGAAGGGAUUAACUGGUUCCUUUCGGUGUUUUUAAAACAUAGAAAGUCCCUGCAAUAUGCUUGGUUAAUUUCCCUCGCUUACCCAAGGAUUUACUUAGAUGCUUGCACAGCCUUAAUUAGUUAUGCUUUCUUUAACACGUGUACGGUUUGUUCCCAAUAAACCCCGCGUCUUCUACCUCUCAGAUCACUCCUGGAAUGCAUCCUGAACACGUUUCCCUUCGAAACCACAUUGUGUCCUGUUUCUCGCGUCUUCGUUGCUUCCUGAUGCCACACCCGGGCUUGCGGGUGGCCACCAGUCCGAAUUUUGAUGGUCGUCUUGCAGACAUUGAUCCUGAAUUUGUGGAACAACUCCGAGACUUUGUGCCCCUCCUCCUAUCACCGGCCAACCUCGAUGUGAAGAUGAUUCACGGCCAAUCAGUUACUUGUCGCGACCUCAUGGAGUACUUCAAGGCGUAUGUUAAAAUCUACCAAGGUGGCACCCUUCCGGAACCCAUGUCAACUCUGCAGGCUACGGCUGAGGCGAACAAUCUGACCACCCUUAUCCGUUGCAAGGAGCAAUACAUUCGGCAGAUGAACGAGGUGAGAACUCGUCUGCUGUUCGCUUGAUCCAGGCAGCUUCAUAGUCUGAGACCUCUUCGUUAUGGACAACUCAUUCCAGUGCAGUGUAGAGAAUAGAUAAUUGAGUCAAAUUUUACCGUGCGGACUAGUUACAUGUCUUCCGAAGGAUUUGUCACAAUUAAUUACGAAAUGGGACCGUAUUUACACAAUGUAUUUUUUCUUCAAAACCAGAGGCAAACCACAAAGUAUACAAAAAAGAAUGUAUGGGGCAAAGUCAGAUUUGCUCCGUUAUAAUAUCUACUCAAAACUUGUGGCACUUGGCGGCGCAGUUGCUUAGUUCAACUUAUAAUACUGACACUGCUGAAUCCAAUCCUAGGUCAGGCGGUUCAAGAGUUUCAGUGAAAGGACUACGGUCGUACUGAUAACCGAAUGCACCGGGCUUCUUUAAAUCUUAUCUUGCGUAAAACCAGCACAAGUAUGUUUAUUUCGCUGUUUUCGAUCAUUUCCUGCGUUCUAGGCUUGCCUUUGCAUGUGACUUAUCAGUCAAGGAAAUGAUAAAAACCAAAAAUAACAAUCUCAGGCUAACCUUGUCGAUCGGUCGUCGUUUUUGUCCCAUUUAAUAAAACUUUCGAGUUCAUCCGCUUUUUUGAAUUACACACGCGGAUUUCUUUAUCACAUAUUUCCGCCAAUUACACAAAAAUUAUGAUCUUCCGAGCCCAGCAGACAGGCCUGUCAACCUUACUAUCCAUUGAACUUAAUAAUUGCCGUUGAUAGUACAGGCUGCUGGGGCUGUGAAGACGCCACCUGAAUGUCGCACUCGCUUAUCAGCCAGCGCAUGAAUAAUUAUCCACACUAACUUGACUUAACUGAAUCCAGAUUUACACUUUCUGUUAAAUAUCAAAAACGCAUAUUUUUUGGACGUUUUCUCCCCCAUUUUCCUUGUCUGUGGCUACUUUGAUUUUGGUGGUCCAGACCUAGUCGGUAUUUGGCUAAUAUUGCUCAAACUCAAGUGAAGCCAACUUACCUGUUGUCAUGUAUUUGACCUCCCCUCCCCCUUUCACAACUUUUACAGCGCCAAUCCACUUGAUUAGUCGAUACAGUUGUUCAAGGCGGGGCCUGCAGGGUUCAGUAGCCCACUACUUACCCUUUGAAGAACUCUGUAUGGCUGGAGACAAUCUCGGGGCGUCUGUUGGGUGGUGAGGGACGGAUUAGACGCGGUUAUUGCGGCCAGCGUGCAUCGUACUUCUCAUCCGUAUAAUGAAUGCAUUGGCCAUAAUCAUGCUUAAUCCAGCCGACCUUAACCAGGUCAGAGAAGGUGAUCUGCUCACUCAAAGACAACUGGCAGCCCAAACCACUUCUAUCGUCUUCUCAGGGUGCUCUGGAACAUUCUCGCGAUGUUGUUGCAGCGAAUGUGGUCUGCUUCAUCCAGGGCAAAGUCUGUUUACUCUACUGGAAAAAAUCGUUCUCAGGCAGCAAUGACCUAAGAACUUAAGUCUGCCCUCGUUUUCCACGCACACAGCCCAUCAUUUAGAACCGUAAAAGGGACCGACCCGAUGGGAUAUCGCUACGGGUUCAGGGACUCUGAGCAGCUUGCAAUAGCCUUCUUUACUAUGUUCAUUCGGGAGGAGUCCAGUGCUGAUCUAUUCGGAACCGUCUAUUUCAUCAAACUCACUGUCAUUAAUUAGAAAGCGGUAUCUUCAACGGACCAGAGAUGCAGCUCGAUAAUACUUUUGUCUUCUCCGCGUUGACGAAUAAAACGACUGAUAUAGAUGAUAGCUUAACGCCAGGUCUCGAGCUUUCCGGACUUAUCAGCAAUAAAUUCGACAUCCAUACCACGAACAGGGUAACUCGGCACAGGGAACCUAGUGACGAGACUUCGGCCGUCGCGAGCGACGACGUUAACCGUGUGAGCCGCGGGGCGGACGCAGCGCCGGUGGCUUGCGCGUGAAUUAGUCUAUAGCGGGGCAAAUUUGUGAAGCAUCUACUGCACUCUCCCCUCUCUCACCCAUCAGGCCCCGAUGGUAAGACUAAGGUGGGCUCGAGCGCAGUGGUUAACGGAGCUAAUAAGUCCGUCUGCGCAUGCCACACACAGCCUCACUCCCGCACGAUAUACCAGGUUUCCGCAGGGUAGGAGGAGACUUUGAUCUCGCGUUCGCGAGAGUGCCACUGGGAGCACAUUAAGAAGGAUCUAUUGGACUGACUCCCAGUCCUCGAACCAGUCACUCUGCAUACACACAGUACUGACCACGAGGACUGGGUUCUCCAGUCAGCUGGCAGCUUUCCAAAUGACGAAGUUUAUUCCCAUGAUAAUUUCAAAGCCCGUCAAGUUUAUCGUAGUGAGGAAUGCACUGGGGCGCUGUAGGGAUGGAUUGUCUAAGGUUAACCUCACUCCCUCGUCCCUCUCUCGUGUACCAGUCUGCUGUUCGAGUCAGUCACCUGGCGCCGGGGUUGGGCACGGUGUCUGACAAAGCUGCAACGGUUUGUCUAGAUGUGCCUGGUUAGGCACCAAGUUGCGCCAACGAUGCAUGUUCUGUUCAAGGCGCGUAUGGCCGAAUAGACCCGGGCGAUAGCGGAAUGUCCUUGUACAGUGUGGACAGAUGCGACCGGUGUAUAUUGGGCCUCCCAACUCUAGUACAUCAGUCUCAGUGCGAUGGAUUCGCAAGUAUCCCACCAGACCCGUGCGUGAUACAAAUGCGUGGUGGCAGUAAGGACAGGAUAGGACUAUGGCAAGCUAGCUGACGGUGUGGCGAUGCAAUUAUUAUUGGUGACGGUGCUGGUGGUAAGGGAGUUUUCAGCUGUGGCAGACAAGUCUGGAAUAAUGACAUUGCGGUGGAUUCCGCUGUCACGGACACGCAUAUGGUCAAUUAAACCCAUGUGAUGUCUGAAUAUUCUGAGUAUUGUAAGAAGAUGAAACACUCGGGGUGGGUGUAUGUCAGGGCCACAGGUACUGGUUCGUCAACUCUGUGCGAUUGAUUCGCUAGUGACUGACCAGGCUAAUGAGUGACGAGAACGUGCGGGUCCACUGGUGACAGGUUGGAAUUUAGUCCGUAUUUUGGUGGUAAAGACAGUGGCGGCAAUGUUUUGCAGGUCGGUAUAAAUGUGCUUAUUGGUGUUGCAGGUGGGAUGCGCAUUGGUGGUGUGUUGGGAGGUGAGAGGCGGUUUGGUCGUGUGGCGAUCGUACGUGGUCCGUGGACGUCUAACGACGCCGAUCUAUGUCUGAGACGUCCGUUGGCAGUGCGGGCAAGAUGUCAGGGGUUGAGUGCAGUCGUUGGACUUAAUUCAUGUGGGUCAUUUUCCUUGCCCUGACUGCGGCCAGUCGGUUGUCUUCAAAUGAGAGAUGAUCUUUUAAACGUGUGUGGAAGAGAGUACAGUAACCCGUGACUGCGCGUUUCGGCGCCAGUCACUGAGCUAUGUGCAUGUGGCAGUGAAACCGUAAGCUGGUUAGGAUGUCGUCAAUCUGCCUGAACGCAUAACCACCGUUGGAAUGCUAGAACAGCUGAUAUGUUCUUCAAUUUAGAGGCGCAUGAUUAGCUUUGCAAUGUGUGUUUAACGUCAAUACGUCUCGCAUUGAAAGGGCUUGUUUCAGUGUUACAGUUCAUGAAUUUUCGAGUGUAAAUUUCCAUAAGGCAUGCGCUGCACACUAUCGUGAAAAUUUCAUAAACGCAGACUAUCCCAGAUGCUUCAAUCACUACGGUGUUCCAUAAACGCCUCCUUUAGCUUAUCCCGCGAAUUUUCGGUAAAGACUGCUGUAAAAAUCAAGUUAGUUGACUUAUUUACAAUUCUGGUUGACUAAAAAGUCCGUGUGCACUCUCGCAUUGUAUUAGUUUCGAAUAUGCACAUGCUAGAAAAGUACUUUUAGUAGCGUCUAAGAUGCGUCAGGUUGGUAUUUUAGUUCUCACAUAGCCAGCUCGUGCACAUCCGACGCUCUAUCCACCUGAGCUACGAGGCUCUGAUCGUACCGAUCUGAAUUCCACCAAUGUUAUUUGAAGACCACACGUUUUCUUUGUAGCAUUUGGAGCACCCGAAUCAUGCAAGCCAGCUCGUUCAGCUCCGCUAAUGACACCAGAUUGCUGAAUGUGUAGUUUUACACUUUCACAAUCAAUUGACUCAUUUCAGGUGCUUCCAAGAUGUUGAUCGUCGUCUAAGGCUCAGAAUCUCAGUUGUUCUUUGAAUCCAAUCUCACAAGCAGCUGGCUGACAGUCGACUGGUGUGCGGGAAGGAGAAGACAGAGGAGUGAGUCCGACACUGGGGCAUACAUCUCCACGACAAAUCAACGCAUUCCUCGAUAUAGCAGGUCUGACGCGCGCUAGUAGUCGUUGCUUAAAAGGUUGAACACUAACGGGAGAACUCAGUUUUCUCUCAGGACUGACAGUCAGGCUGUAACGGCUCCUUCGCAAUGUGGCCUUUAUGGCUGUCUCACUGGUGUAAGACCCGAGUCUGGGGCAAAUUUAGUGGGAGCAGGUCGUGUGUGGCACGCGCAGACGGGUUGUUUUAAUUUGCUACCCACUGCGCCCACACCCACCUCCGGUCGUCUUGGGAUUGUCCUCCCAUCGGAGGUUAGUGGGUUAGGGAGAGGAGAGUGCAACAGAAGCUGCUCAGAUUUACUUCACUAUAAACUAAUUCUUGCGCAUGUCACCGUGGCUGCAAGGAAAAAUAGAGUAAGGCAAAAUAAUCACAUUACGCGCGAACUGCAAGUAUCCCCAGCCGUCUCAGAAUGCUCAUGGUAACCCCACCAUAGUGGAGGUCGAUGCGCAGGCAGACGAAAAAUCUCUCAAAGGAGUGAUCCAGUUCAGCUUCUAAGGUCUCGUCCCGAAUAGGAAACCUCAUAAAGAGCCCAAACUCCACUCUCUGAAGACGCGACCGAAAGUCAUUGUCCUUGCCUUAGUUUGGUUGUGAAAUAUCUCCACUACAAGACGUUCUCCUCUCAGAGAUCACUGUCCUAAACCGCCACCCACAAUUAAUCCGCAACGCCCUCAGAGGACAGCUCAGUAGCAGACAAAUUUGGGGAAGAAUGUGUUGCCAGGGGCAACGAACCCGGCAGUGGAGGAAGCCGGAGAGAUGGCACUUGAUGAACAGCGGGCCUUGAGCAGAUGUGUGGGCUACUAUCUUACUCGAUGCCGAAGUUUCUUGAGUCAGUACUGAUUGUAGCCGACGUCGGUAUACGUAAGUAGUGAACGCUCGUAAAAGUUGCGAGGAAAAUUUGUGGAGCAUAGUUCUUUAAAGGAAACUGGAAGAUAGGGGAGGCGUCAACUGCCAGCCUUCCAAUUUGCCUCAGAACAUGGCGGUUACCAUUCGCGCCACAACCAGUCAUGUAGGUGCCAGACAGCUACUGAGUGGUAUGAGGGUUUGUACUAGCGACCACCUGCAACCGCCAAACAAUUACGCCAUAGUCACCUUGUCUUUCAUAAAGUCAGAAUCUUUUUUCGAGUAGAAUCCGUUUUUGCAUCACUCAUUAACGCAUACUUGGGGUACCUCUUCAUGCUCUGCUCACCUUUGGUCUCACUCGGAACUUGCUAGCUAGGGUCAAAACCACCAUGGACGCGCGCUCAAGCUAACCUGACCAGCACAAUCGACUGACUUACUACUCUGGUGACACGAAGUCAAUGUAAGCGUUCCAUCUGUGCAGCCGUGAUCACCCAGAGAUCCGCGCACUGUAGGUAGCAAGAGCGGCAGCAGCUAGUAACCAUGUACUGUCUCGUAGGAUUUUGCUUUUUGUCUGCGUAGUUAUAUGAAUGUAUCUGUUAUCGGACCGUAUUCCAGCAUCCAUGCCUGGGGAUAUUGUUUGUGUUUAGGAAGAAACGACCCCUGCAAAUGCAACGAGCACGUCGGUUGGAAAUAUCACGGUGAAGACAAUUGUGAUGACAAUUGUGAAGACAAUUAUGAUGCAUCUUGAAUGUGGUCUCACCUAGUUUUUCUCCUUUCUGUCCCACCCCACUGCGCCGCCACAGGUUUGCGGCCCAACUCGUCCCUACGUGGCCAGUAAACUCAUAGACAGCGCACACGAGAUCGCUCUUCGCGCAGCCAGGAAGCUUUUUGCACAGAUUCCAAAAAUGGGCGGGGACGAAUUCUCCAAGCCCUUCGUUCUACGCCUUGAAAAGGAACUCGCUCAACUGUUGACAGACUACAAGGAGUCGAACACCAACAAGAACACUCUUGAGGUAUGUACCGAGUAAUUUUUCUUGAUCCCAAUCACUUACCGGUGCUCCGACCCGGUAUGAUAGCAUUUCACUCCUUUUAAGUUCGAAGUCCGUGCUGUCUAGUCGUGUAUGCUCCCUCUGAUAACCGUAGCAGCUUUAGUAGGACUGAUGAACAAUUUUUCUCCCCAAACGGUGUACAAGAAUCCCUUUGCUUUAUAAUUAUAUAUUUCGUGUGGAACUAGCCCAGUCGUUUCCACGCCAAUAAUAAUGACAACGGGCUGUCUUCCACACUGACGCAGGUUUGAGACUGUAUGUUUAUCAGCUAAGACCCAGUAAAUAUAUCGACGUUAUCUCCACGGAGCCGGCCGCUCUUUCCGUGCCGAAUAGAGUUUCAAGUCAGUCUUCGUGUGCGCAUCUCGUAAGAUGGGUUAUGCCAGCGUUCUUAUUGAUUUCGUUUGUAACUGUGCUAUUUUGUUCGAAUUCGAUCGGAAAAGCUUACGCUAGCAUGUUGUCUACCACUCAACAGCCACGUUGUCAAGGGUAAGACCGAGCCAUUGACUAUGUUGUCAACUGGAUGCUCAAUGUAGGCAUAUGCAGCUCCAUGCUUUCAUCCACAACAUGCCCAAGAUAGAUUUUAACUACCAGACAAUAGAAAAGGAUUUAGACGAACUAGCCAAAAGGGGGGGGGGUAUUUCAACAACAAAAUUUUCCUGAAAAUGCUGGCUAGCAUUAUCUGUAUGGUGGAAGUCCGCAUACCCGAGCCCGAUACAGUAAUCAAGUAUUGAGGGCCACUAGGCGAUGUAAUAUGUGCCAAAAUAGGGUUCGCACAACCCAGUUUGACAUUUCUCAAUGUUCGAAAUAGCGCGCUGAACUUCGGAAGAUUCAGGAAAGAAUCCUCAACACCCGCACCAAAGCAGUACGGAUGUAUAUGUUGAAAUCCCUAGCCUUCCUGGCUGAAGGCUUGCCAGAACUAACCUUUCUAGACGAGGGGUGCCUGAGACGCACCCACAGUGGUAGGCUGACAUGAAUUUACUUGUCGGCCAGGUCAUGACGUAAACGUGCAUAAGAGCAGUUUCCAAGUUCAGGCAGUCCCACCAAAGCCGUUCUAAAGUGGAAAAGUAGGACGGUUGCCCGGGUGGUGACGAGGGUAAGAGGGGUAGCACAUGCUAAAACUGAGUUUUCCAGACUGAGAAGCAAACGCCGUCUGCGCUGUCUUCUAAAUCGUCCGCUGGAUCUCAAUGACGCCCCUGCACCAGUCCUGUCUAUGGCUCACUUGUUUGGUUUCCGCUUUACUACGUCUCAGCCCAUCUCCUGGAUGAAGUGGAGUGAAGUGGGAGACACAGAUACAUUGAAGUUUGAGCAUGUUGUAGUCAGAAUAGGUUCAUUGAGAAGAGGCAGAUGCGAUCGCUGGAACCUAAAGUUUAUUUGCCUGGCACUUUUCCGAUUCUCGCUUAAAGUCAGCCUCAGAAACAACAUAGGAUGAGGAUACUUGAUACGCAAGGGUUGCAGCAUUUUAGGAAACAGACGCUCGCGACCACACAUUUGUCCAAAUUAGUGACUUCUGCAUUCAUCGUAGAUGGUUGCGCAUGGUGCGAUCAUUGAUUUCUUGCGGACCCGCAUUCAAGUCAGCAAUGGCUGCGACUUCAUCUGCAGUGCUGGUUUUUGACGUGAUAAUUACUCGGCCGUUUGGUUUGCUCGUUCAUGCGCUGCCCGCAUGGCCAAUUACCCUGCCCAGGUAAAGUCUUGGCACAGAAAAAUUCGGGAAGUCAUUACAUUCGUUGAUGGACUAUGGUCCGAAGAAACACAAUUGAAUCAGCUCGCGGCCUACGUACUUGCCACCUCCCUAAGAAUGUUGGCUUCUUCGAACUUGAAGAUGUGGCCGGGUCCCAUCGAAUGAGCCGCGACUUAAAAACUAGCGUCAUUCCUCCUCACUGCUGUUGAUUUUCCGGCCAUCCGCGUCCGAAGUAGUCUUCCAUCUCCGCCGACGCAGUUGCUCUGCUCGCAAACGCAGCAUAUCCGACAAACGACCUUAGACGUUUCCUGUCGCGGCACCUGAUAUUUACCUUCUGUCUUUAUAACCCCAACUCCAAGCAGCGUGAAAAGGCGGAUGACGGUGUCCGGAACUUUCUUGACGCACAGGAGCGCUCGCCAAAAUUUGGAGCAGAUGUGGCCUGGUCUCUUGUCUAGUUUGCACCUGCGCCUAUUGGCAAUGUUACGUGGACUGCCAUUCAUUCUGAGCACCUGCUGAAGGUAUUUUAAUUUGGCCACCCUGUCUUCUGAUUCCCGGCAGUGCGCCUGCACACGCCGAUAUAACCCCACUACACAACCGCCUGGUUGGGUCGCCGCUGCAAAUCAGUACUGACAUCGUAUUUGUCACUUUUGUGUCCAGGCCACCACCGUCUUCGCGGCAGACGAAGACAUCAGAGAAGGCUAGCUGGCUGUUUUCUUCCCCCUCCAUCGCAAAUUGUGUGUCAAUAGAGAGAGAUGUAUAUUCUAUUUUGAAAGUACCAUUCCAAAAUUUUCAACAAAAAGGCCUUUAUUCACUUUUAAUAAAAAUGGGUACGCAAAACAGAUAACGCCAGCGAUAACUGCUGAGGAUUGCAACUGUCGAAAUCAUGAAGAAUCACCGGCGAAUAAGUUGCAAAGUUCGCGUCAGAUUUUGCCUCCUUCAAAACGGUGCUAGCGUAGUGUGCGGAUGACCUCAUUAUUGUGGUUCUGAUAAACAAAGAGGGGAAAAAUCAUCACAUACUGAGUAGAGUAGGCCAACGGAUGUACAUGCAAGGAAAUCCCCACGUGAACGCAGAGCAGAGAAAAGUGUCAGCUCAAUUUUUAAAAGCCCACCCGUUGUAUAGUUAUUAUUGGCAUGUCCACGUCGAUGACGACGAAAAUGUCAUCCGCAGACCGAGCCCAUAAUUUUGAUCUGUGGUGUCGGACGACCACCUACUCCAGCCGUUACAGAACCGCCUCGGCUAUGGGCUGCGAAAUCUGAAUAAAUUAAUGCGCGCGUUUCAUAUGGUCGUAGGAUGUCCCGUCUAACGUCAGGUACGUCUUAAAAUAGACCUUCAGCAGCAGGAUUUGGACGUGUCCAAACCGUUUCUUCGUUUCAUCGUAUUUGCUUUGUAAAGGUGGUUUGAUGAUCUCGACUGCCAGAUCCUGGGACAUAGAAGUAAAGAAGGAAGCGACAUCAAAAAUGUCAUGACCUCGUUUGAUGGGCGAAUCGCCCUUCUAACCUACCCCAAAACUGUGUUGCCGAAAUGACCGUGGUGUUUAAAUUACCACUUACAACUUUGAGAUGACGAAGCAGCCAUUUUCUCAGUCCAUGAGUUAGAGUGCAGGAAGGCCAGAAGGGAGCAGCAUAUUUUGGUGUCCUGUGAAGGCUAUAAAAUCGGUCUAAGGCCGUUUCCUGGUGUCUUGCCAUGCUUCACUCCAUUGGCGAUAUUACACCUGAAUUUUAAAUUUCCAACAAAGUCGUAUUGAUUUCGCAUGUUUCACUAUAGUAGGAAUGGCGUUCACUGAUCAGGUUAGGGGACACGCUCAUUCCGCUGCACUUUUAGUGCUCAAUCUGGAGCCCUCGCAGCCAGUUGCAUGGUGACCAGCAAUUAUAGAGGAACCAGUACCGCAUGAGAUGUCAAACUGGUGAUCCUCCAGUAAGCUCUUGGUCUCCUUACGAGAGCCAGUCCUGUCCCAGUGAUCGCAUCUUAUUCUCAGCUGCUUCCGGGAACUCGCAUUUUUGCUUGUAUCAGCGACGAGUUCAUUCUAAAGACCCCCGUACACUCGCAUCACUUUCGAAAAUGAUACAUAGUACAGAUUACGCCGAGAAAACGGGCAAUUUUUUCUGCCUUGUUUCUGGUUUUUACGGGAAAUACGCGUAAUGUAGACUUAAAGGCGCUAUCCUACCCGCCAUUUUAAUGUGCAUUUUCAAUGCGUGCCCGACGCAAGCCAUUCGCCCGCCUGAGCGUCAAAUAUUAAACUGCUGCCGUCAUUUUUGUCGCCGUCUGCGUACCUAAACUUUGUUGUGUCCCUCGCAGUGGCCGCAGUUCGGCUUACCUAAAUCGUGGACUGCGAUUGCGCUUUUAACCGUCCGCGCUUCUUCCACUCGCCUACAUUUCCCACCCCAUACGUUCUUUCACACACUUCGGAUCGAUUAGUCUGUGAAGUAAUAUUUCAGCCAACCCCUUCUCAUUGUCCAAGACUGAACGCACGCUUCUACAAACCUCAGCGAUGGCUUUGUGCCCGGCACCAACAAAAGUCCGCACCAGUGACACUCAUCUGCGUCUACUAUCGACAUACAUUUGGGGUUAGGACUGGAUUUGUUGGACCUCCCCCCAACACACCCUAACACCUACCACCAAAACACUCCAUUCAUCACCAAAUCCGCAAACAGACUCUAAUGGGGAUGGCUGUUAUCACGUACGACAAGAGCCCUACUGAAUUCAAUGUAUCGCCUGCGGAGUGUAUCGCUUGCGCCCACUGUUGUUGAUCAUUCUAAAAAUAGUCUUGGGAGUAUAUCAAAUGGAAAUUGUGUCUGCAGUCUCCUAGAAAGCCGCUCAUCACAGUUUCCACUUAGAGUCCAACCUGCCACUCGGGUAUCCGGUCUACAGUUGUCGCCACUACUUCCAAACGACACAAGAAUUGAAUUACCACUCUUUUUGUCAUGGACUACUUCUAUUUAGCAAGUUUCUCGUGCGAAAUUUCACAGCAUAUGCAUGGAGACCCUGAAGAGUCCAGUGAGAGUGACACUUCACAACCCCGAGUAAACUUAAUCAAAGGAACUUAGGGCCACCAUGCAACUUGAGACGAUGUGUUUCAGUGCACUCCCAGAAAAUGUCAAAAUCUGGUCUCGAUUGCGGACUUUUACAGCAAACCUUCACUGCCUCGAGUUUCUAUAUGUCAGCUUCUGAAACAGGCGAGUAUUCGAAUUCCCCUCGGUCAGUCAGCCUCGGCAUAAGUUUUUUAGCCGUGCCAUCAAGGUCGGGUCCCAAAUAUCUUGCUGACUCGUACUUGAUUGAUUAGAACGUCCAUCCUGGCGAUCCAUAUGAAAGAUAUCCUGUAAUAACGACGACUGAGCACACCUUGUCUUGCGUAACGUAACUGCAGUCUAGCCCUUUCGAAGAAAUUAUUAGAUUUAAUUUGCUUUCAUGGCGAUAGCUGCUUCUUAGGUUUUUAUUCAUAGUCAGCAGUUCGGUUUCAUCAGAAGACUGCUUGCGAAACCUUUUAACAGGCAAGUCGAAAAGUGUGCCUGGUUUCCUACGUAAAAUAUUAUCUGGGUACUUGAAGGCUGAAAAACCAUAAGUUUUAAGAUCGAAAUUCCCUCGGGUAAUGUUGCGGAAUUCGAUUUCUACGAAAAACUAGGUAGACCAAAGAAGAAGGUUUAUUACACAGAUAAUGUGUUUGCUAUUUUUCAGUUCCUGUGCAGGUAUUAAUCUUGCGUUGAAGGGCCUACAAAUAAGAUCAAGGGCAGCAAUUCAUAAGAGGUCUUUUGUAGCCUGUAACCCACCAUCGUAAGACAUGAUUCACGGCUAGCAUAACUGUUGUCCGUAGUUUUGGCAAGUUUAUCAAACAAUCAGGUCAAGCACUAGGGACAACUGUUUGCAGCUUAGUCCUCAACAAAACUUGUGAAAAGAAUCUGAUCUCGAGAAAAUAAGGGAGUUCUUUGGCGAAACCGAAAGAACACUAGCCUUAACUAAUGUUACUACGUGCAGUAGUUGAAGAAACUGUUGCAAUGUGAUUAAAUUAACCCAAAAAACCUCUGUGGCGUACUGGCCGAACACUUUCCAUCUGGGAGGGUUUUAUUAAGUCAAAGAAACUGUCCUCCAAAAGAAGACAUAGUUAGGUUUUUAGAUUGUCAGUUAGUUGUUGCGAAAUAGUGUUUUUGCCAAAAAAACAACACCUAAGAAGGAGUAAGUUACAGGUCACUUUUUGGGCUUACCGUAAAAGGAUAAUGAAAGGAAUUGCAAUGAAAGCAGAAAAUAAUGAAAGACCAUUUCAAAUACAAAGCACUCGUACUUAGUUAAUCGUCUUUUCGCAUGUAAUACACUCGUUGGUCCGGCGGACAUAGGGACUAUUAAGUUCGCUGUGGUGAACUAGUAUGUGCAAUCAUUAAACACAACAUCUAUCUUCUGUUGCAUUGAAGUGCUUUCUUACCUUAUUCUAACUUCCUUUCAAAUCACUCCGCGAAGAUUUUCGUUCAGCCAUGCGGGUUUGGAUGAAAGUGCUUUGCGAGCCGCCGGCGGAGAGGCUGGUUGUGACCUAAAAGUGCCUUAUAGUCGUUAGAUCUAUCCGACUAGUACCUCCUCUGAGAGGUCAACAGCAGCUUCAUCCUGCAUCAUUAUGGUUAUCCAUUCACUGUCGCCAAAUGCCAUUUUAACCGAAGGCAUCCCUCACGAUGCUGAUCAAUGCCCUGCCGUUAAUGGUGUCUGUUGUUGAUUCCAGAUUGGUCACUCCUAGUUUGAUGGCCAUCGAAACCGUCAGCCCCUGACAUUUUGGCUAUAGGCCUAACCAGACGGGAACGGUGCCUGGCCUUACUAAUAAAAUUGUAAAUCUGAGGGCGAAAAUUCCCGACCGUUGUGAAACGAUGAUUUCCCGUCUCUCUCUCUCUCUCUCUCUCUCUCUCUCUCUCUCUCACUCACUCACUCUCCCUCUCCCACAUUGUAGCAUAUAAAAACGCCCGGCGUCCUUGCAGUUAUGAUUCUGACAUUCUACAUAGUGACGGGUUUCUUCGAGGUCAUCGGUCUUUCUGUUGUCUCCAACCUCUUCAUCGUGCCUUUCUGGCUCUUCAUUGUCGCACUUUUGACGUGGACAGGCGUACGGUUUAGUGGACAUGCUCCGCAAGUUGGCGAGGUGAUCGACGAUGGAGCGCAGAUCCUUGUGGACUGGGUAAGUUUUACGACCCUAUUCUAAAGCACCGGGUCUUUUAAACUUCUCCUUUCUCUGGAUACCUCUCUCUCUCGCAGCUGCCCCCGUGCUUGUUUGGGUUGUGUACUCCAAAGACCGUCUGGCCAAGUCUUCUGUGACCUGAAUCGUGCUUCCUUGGCAAUUUAAAUUGCACUCGGAAGUUAUUGGCUUUCUUUUGAUUAUUCCUCCCUCUUUCCAGCAGAUAAGUCUUUGUAAUUAUGCCGAGCGUUAACAUUUAACAUCUCGAGGAUCUGACUACAAUCUCUACUUUGUCCCCCUCCAUUACAUAAGUGCAAUAAUUGCCUUCCAAGGACGUUCCUUUUUCCAGGAGCGUUCAUCUAUGCAAAGCGGUCGAAUCAAAGACAAGAAGUCUUAAGUUUCAUACGUUUAACCGCGGAAGCUGCCUCCUACGAAGCGUUAAUUAAUGGAAGAAUUCGACAGGAAGCACGACACUACGACAGCUUGACCAUCGCAAACGACUACCUUCACCUAGUGUCUCACGGGAUGGGCGCAGCAUCGGCGACUCGCGCGUGAAUUAGUUCACAGUGAGACAAAUUUGUGCAAAAUCUCCCACGCACUUUCUUCCACCACCCACCUUGCUCCAAAGUCAGGGCGGCCGGAGCUGGGUGUGGACGCAGUGGCUGGCAGAGCUAAACAGCCCAUCUACGCGGGCCACACACGAACCGGUUCAAAGAGUGGCUCGGAUCGCACAUCAGCGAGAGUAUCGUUAAGACCACAUUGAGGAGGAGCUGCUGAGCCUGACUGUCAGUCGUGAGGAGGACUGAGCUAUACCGUCAGUUGGCACUCUUUCAAGUCACGAUAGAUUCAGGUGAUUCGUGAUAGCCUCAGGUUCGUCUGAUAUAGUAUAGUGAAGGAUGUGCUGAUUUGCCGUGGGGACGUAUUACCUCCGUGUCGUCUCACCCCAUCCCUUCCCUUUCUCAUGCACCAAUCGACUGCCCGGGCCUGUCUAGCAGCUAGUGUUGUGAGGGCCUGUGUCUUAGGCGUGCCACAUGUACGGCAGCAGUUAUACCCUCUCGCGUUCCCAACGCUGCACAGUAAACGCGUACCGUGAACUAGUGUGAACUUCGUUGUGGGAAGUACAAGAUGAACGCGCAUGAGGUCUCGUAAGAGGCCUUUGGCUCUUCAACCUACGUCCACCCUUUGGACGCUAAAUAGACUGAUUUGUCCUCAGUUCCAUGCUUAUUAUGCCCAGUUUCCAGGCCCUAAUGAAUAAAGGCCAACGAUAUUUCGACUUGCCCGACUGUCGUCAGACCACUUGGCCCUGAUCUUCUGGUUGUCAGCUUAACCUUUAAUGGGUAACGGUGUACUAUAUGGCACUCCGCCUACAGGUGCGGAUCCCUUCCCCAGAACUUCUGUUUUGAAGCACUUCAUGCGCCUCUUCUUAGCAGACGUAGUUUUUUUACGAGCGUCCUUGGUGAUUGCCCACUAGUAGAACCAAAAGUCACCUUUUUGUUCAACGCGCCACGUUUUUUCUCUUGUCAAUUUAUUCCUACCAGUUGAGUCUGUUUCAGGAGUGAUUCAGUGCCUGCCUCGCAUUAGGGCUAUAUUGCAGAGCCAGUUCACCAUACCAUUGUCUUUAAUGGGAAGCCCACUGUGAUUAUGUUUUUAUGCCCCCGUUCCUUGCUGCGACUAUCGUAGUGUGCAAGAAUAACUGGAAAUGGUUUCCCUGUCGUACACUAAGAACAGUAGUUGCCAAGUCCCUAAAUUCUCCGUCAGAUCGAGGACAAAACCUAGGUGAAGUUGCAGUGCUGAUAAGUACACUACCCGAUCUCGUUUUCAUCAACAGGCAUUGCAGUACUGUUAUUUAUAUGAAGAUCUUGUCAUAAUCCUGCUCGAUUUUACUCACAAUACCUGCUUACGUAGCAUGUAUGCUUGCGCAACCUCGGUCAUUCUUCCUAAAGCUGACAUUAUGUUGGCGACGAGCUGCGUGUCGACACGCAAACAAGGACGCCAGUCGCCAUCUUCUCUAGGGUCGCCGGUCUGUGUAGUGCACUUUGUUGCAUGACGCGCUGUGUCUUCGAUCGGGUCAGCGGGAAGUCCGUCUUCCGAGGGACCUCCCUCCUAGCCUUCUGACUCUACGCGUCGUCAUGUGGUACCAUACCCACCAUACACUUGGCUUUAAAGCCCCCAUCUUUCCCCCAUAAGAGGUUUUACCACUAGACAGUGGGAAAUCGACACCAUUUGUCGUGUCUGUUAUGUUUGGCGUUCUCCGACCUUACUCAUGCUGUCCUGAUUCAUAUCGUCAAAAAGCAAGCCAGUCAAUCAGUUUUGCGUGAACAUGAACUCUUUAUUUGUGCUUGUGUGCAUACUGCUACCAGAAUUCCACUAGUCUGAUCGCCAACUGUCGACCAAACACCUUCCAAGCACUCGCAUAUUUUAGGCAAUUUCGACUUGCAUUCAUUUUCGUCUGUCCUCCCUCUCUUCUUCGUCGAGACGUAGACAGCGAAUCAUUGAGGAGCAAACCAUUCGCACAUUUUGCAUUCCCGCAAUUCCACAUUUCUCAUAGUUCCAAGAUCAUCAUCAUCAUCAUCAUCAUCAUCAUCAUCAUCAUCAUCAUCAUCAUCAUCAUCAUCAUCAUCAUCAUCAUCAUCAUCAUCAUCAUCAUCAUCAUCAUCAUCAUCAUCAUCCUCAUCCUCAUCAUCAUCAUCAUCCUCAUCAUCAUCAUCAUCACCACCACCACCAUCGCCACUACUGGCUUUCACCUUUUUAAGCCCAGUUGUGCAACAUCCGACAAUGUUACCUGCUUAACUCCCACCUUCGACUCACAUUGUUGUGCUGUUGUGUCGAAUAAAUACAUGUAUGCACUGUGUCUGAACAGUUAAGCCAACAAGCCCAUUCUAUCAAGUGUCUUAUCAACUAUGCUAGCAACUAAAAAGACAUUCGGUGACGAGUCCAUGGUAGAGGGGAGAAACCUGUUGUUCAAAUAUGUUGUCGGAGCUGUACUCGAAUUAACACGUUGAAGUUGUACGCUACUAGAACCCCUGGAUAAUGACAGGGCAAAUCUGCCGUUGGUUGGUUUGCAACUUUAGUCUCCAUCUCGUGAAGUUUUCUACGCUUCUUUUUCGCUGCCAGCAAAUCCAUUUAGCUAUUACGGCAGCAUGCCUGGAAACAUAUCUACCAUGUUCAAAUGGCCUUAAGAGGCAACUUCGGUCGGACACGGGGCUAUAGAUGCCACCCCCAACUACUACGGGUGACCUCGCGCUAAGUUCCAGGGGGCUCCUAUUCCCGCGUCCUAACUUUGCCCUAAUCCGAACCCAAAGUCCAACACUAACCCUAGCUCUAACCCUCUUCCUCUGGAGUUUAGGGCAAGCCCACCGGGAAUACGGGGGAGUCGAUAUUCCAUCCCCCAAACCGCAGAUUUGAUCCUCCCAUUGUUGUUCGCGAGGCGUCAUGCGAUCUGCGCCGCCGAGUCCCUAGCGGGUUACUUGACUACGUGCUGGUUAUGUACUGCACUGGUUAGUUCAAAAGUUGUGGGUGUAUACGUCUUUCGAAGUGCGUAGAAUUUCGGCGGACCGCUCUAUCGACUAGCGAGACAUGAUUUUGAAGUCAGGUGGUGGUUAGGUCUUCCGACGGCGCCUGACUGCAGAACAGUGUACGAACGUACCGUUUUGCCUUGGUGCUUUGGUCUAGAGCUCGCGCAGACGACAGUGUCAAUGAUGUAUUGCUGACGAUGGCCUGGAUGACUGGAUUUACUGGCCCAUCUGUUGUCAGCGUCGAUGCCUGUCCUGGGUAGACCCGCGAUGUGAACCUGAGCCCAGUUCAUUACUAAGUUUAGCACUCGUGUUCAUGCCAUUUGGACUGCGGUCGGGAAUUUUUCAAACCAAAUGGGAAGUAGCGUCACCGAUUGUGUAACCUUUCGCAGCAUUAUUUUCUACAUGGAAGUGUACUUAAGGCUUUACUUCAGCGUUUCCGCCUCUGCUGUUUCCUGCAUCCCUUGGCACCGUGCAGUAAUCCUUUCAUUGUUCCCCUGUAGGUCAUCAGCCCCACCGUGGAGAAGAUUGGGCAAAGGGCAGCCGCCCACGCACUGGGAGUGUCACCCACCUAA